This is a messenger RNA of Quercus lobata, 1578 nucleotides long. RefSeq names its product cytochrome P450 CYP82D47-like. The record is from RefSeq and is a predicted model, not a curated record. Bases 1 to 1578 code for a protein of 525 amino acids. The transcript is spliced from 2 exons. Gene Ontology annotation, molecular function: monooxygenase activity; heme binding; oxidoreductase activity, acting on paired donors, with incorporation or reduction of molecular oxygen. Lineage: Eukaryota; Viridiplantae; Streptophyta; Magnoliopsida; Fagales; Fagaceae.
AUGCUCUUCUCGUACCCAUCCUUCACAACUUCUAUGGCUAGCAUUUUUGCCCUUUUCCUGUUCAUCUUCUUUCUACUAUGGAUAUCAAGAAGAGUUCAAAGAACUGCCAGUAAAAAGACAGUUCCACCUGGAGCUGGCGGCGCGUGGCCUUUGAUUGGCCACCUCCGCCUAUUAAGAGAGUUACAACCGCCUCAUAUAACUUUGGGUAAAAUGGCCGACAAGUAUGGACCAAUCUUCACUAUCUACUUGGGUGUGCAUCGAACUCUAGUAGUAAGCAGUUGGGAGAUAGCUAAAGAGUGUUUCACCACCAAUGACAAAGCCUUUGCCAACCGCCCAAAAGCUAUAGCCGCAGAAAUCAUGGGUUACAACUAUGCCAUGUUUGGGUCUAGCCCUUACGGUCCUUAUUGGCGUCAAUUACGAAAAAUAACCGUGCUUGAGGUCCUCUCAAAUCACCGACUUGAAUUGCUCAAGCACAUUCGGCAAGCCGAGGUAAGUGCAUCUAUAAAAGACAUGUAUUACCAAUGGGUCAAGAAUGAAAACGUACCAGUGGAGAUGAAAAGGUGGUUUGGUUACACAACCCUAAACGUAGUAUUGAAGACUGUUGUAGGAGAGCGAUUUAGUGGGGCUGUGACCAAUGUGGAGAAUGAGGAGAAUGAUCAACGUCGAAAGGCUUUGAGAGAUUUUUUCGAUUUGACUGGGGCAUAUGUGUUGUCAGAUGCAAUACCAUAUCUAAGAUGGUUGGACUUGGGAGGGUACAAGAAAUUAAUGAAGAAAACAGGAAAAGAAUUGGAUUAUAUGGUUGGAGAAUGGUUAGAAGAACAUAAGCGUGCAAAAAUUUCAGGUGAGGUGAAGGGACACCAAGACUUUAUGGAUGUGAUGUUGUCCAAUGUUACUGACGAUGAUGCUGAGACUUCCAGUUAUGAUGCUGAUACAAUCAUCAAAGCUACAAGCUUGGUCCUUAUGUUAGCAGGUACAGACGCAACAACAAUAACAUUAACAUGGGCUCUCUCUUUACUUCUCAACAAUUUUGAAGCCUUAAGGAAAGCCCAACAAGAAUUAGACCUCCAGGUUGGUAGAGAAAGGCAAGUAGAGGAAUCAGACAUGAAAAAUUUGGUCUAUCUCCAAGCUAUUAUCAAAGAAACAAUGCGUUUAUAUCCUGCAGCAUCACUCUCAGUGCCACACGAGUCUACUGAAGACUGUACUUUGGCAGGCUAUCAUGUCCCAGCCGGCACUCGACUCAUUGUUAAUAUUUCAAAGCUCCAUCGAGACCCAGAUUUAUGGUCAAAUCCAAAUGAAUUUCAACCUGAAAGAUUCCUUACAACCCACAAGGAUGUUGAUGUUAGGGGCCAACAUUUCGAAUACUUACCAUUUGGUAGUGGUAGAAGAGUGUGCCCUGGGAUAUCAUUUGUACUACAAGUUAUACAACUCACAUUAGCUACCUUAUUGCAUGCUUUUGAAAUCUCGACACCGUUAAAUGAACCUGUGGACAUGAGUGAGGAAGCAGGACAAACCAACUUGAAAGUCACCCCACUUGAAGUCCAUGUCACUCCUCGCCUUCCUGCCCAAGUAUAUACAUAA